AUGGCGCAGCGAAGAGGGCCGAAGUACGAGCCCGUGUAUGCCGAUGCCGAGAACGUGGAGAUCUAUGAGGUAUUCGCUAAGCUUGGUUGCGGUGGCUACUCCACGGUGUGGCUCUGCUUCGACACGCAGAAUCAGAAAUGGAGAGCCGUCAAAGUAAUGGCCGCUGUUGUCUCGACGGAAGAUUGUGCCGAUCUCAAGAUCAUGGAAGCAUUGAAGGGGCUGAACUUGGAAGGCACCCAUAUCAUGCUGCCUAUGGGUUACUUCUGGAUCGAUGGACUGAAUGGACGUCAUCUUUGUCUUGUCCUUCCUGUUCUUGGCCCUUCCGUCAGAGAGGUCCUCCAAGAAAGCCUUACCGUUCGCAAAGAUAUCAUGUGGCAAGUUGCCCAAGGCCUGCAAUUCCUCCACGACCACAACAUCUGUCACGGCGACCUCAGGACAGACAACAUCAUGCUUCGAAUGCCCUGCUUGGAUCACAUCACAAAAGACGAGAUGGAAACCCUAUUAGAAGAACCGGAGAAGGAUGAUGUCCACACCUUGGACGAGCGAGGAGAAGACCCCGUAGCUCCAAAAUAUCUUGUCAGCGCUCAGAGGAUAAAGAUGAAGCCAGAGCUCAACGCAGCCAUCAUUGAUUUUGGGGUCUAG
Anthostomella pinea is the source of this 642-nucleotide messenger RNA. NCBI's taxonomy places the organism in Eukaryota, Fungi, Ascomycota, Sordariomycetes, Xylariales, Xylariaceae. The record is from the annotation of a GenBank genome assembly.